UCUAUUGUCCCUUUCGGAUUUUAUUUACUCUUUCCAUUUCUUACACUAGGGAGACAAUAAGUGGUAUUUCUCGAGAGGCCACUCCAUGCAGAGCACUUUGUACGGAGAAGAGUUCUUCUCAGAGCAUUUGGACACCACGUCGCACUCUGGAAACAGUCAUAGUUCGUGCUUUCUUUGUUGUGCGGAGUGGUAGCGUCUUCCUUCCCUCCCACAUCGCUCCUCUUCCAGGAGUUUACCUGUGUUUGGGAUCCACUGUGGUUGCGAGAUAUUUUACAGCCAGCACUACAGGGUUUAUACAGACAACAGGUUUAAUUCACUUCAGUUUAAAAUGUUUUAGGAAAUAAGUUCAAAUCUGAGAAAUCAAGAUGUAGUGAGCCCAGCCAGAAGAAGUUCCAGAACUGUAAAGGGCACGGGAGCCUCAGAUUCUUCAGAGAGAUUUCAGACGACCAGAAGGGCUCCGGAGGCCUUUGUGUCUAUUCAGCUGGAAAAGGUGGGGCUGAGAGAUGCCAUGCUGAGCGCCUUCCUCCUCCGGAAGCAGGCCGUGGGCGACGGGAUGAAGAGCCCAGACACAACCGCGAAGAUCAAGAGGGACGUUAUAAUUGAAUAUUGUCAAAAGUUUAGCCGCCGCAUGUCUCAUUAUGCUCUUCGGGGUCAGAUCAUGGCAUACUGCAAUAGCCUGAGAGCUCUGCUGGAGGAUUUUCCUGUUAUCAAGGAUACCUUCUUCAUGGUGGGACAACCACAAGAAAAGAAGGGGUUGAGGGAUUCCAAAGAGGGCCUCAAGGCUGACCCCAGGAGUUUUCAGCGCCGACCUCGGAGUUUGCUGUCGGCGGACGGACAGAUCUUCCUCAAUUUAUGGUUCAUCCCGCAUCCUUCUGAAGUGCUGCUUAUGUUCAAAGCCCUUCCAGAAAAGAGGAAAGUGCCCUUGUCCAAAGCGCAUGACCGUGGUUCAUGGGCAGCUUUUAGAGCCUUAAAGUUAACUCUGCAGCUGAUAGCCCCUCUCCACGACAUCGUGGCCUACCUUUUCAGCAUUGCUACUCUCGGCAGUUGUCCAGCAUGUUUUGAGCUUCCUCUAAGUCCUAACCCUUUGAGAGGCACCUGGGGAGGAGCUGAGGACAUAGGGGCUGAGCUUCAAGAGCUGCAGAAAAUGCUCGACAGCCUCGAGGACCCCCAGGACCCUGCCCAGGUGGCCCAGGCCCUCCUCCUCCGCAGGGAGGUUCUCUUUCUGCAGUUCGACGGUGCUGUGAGGCACCUCACGCGAAGAGCGUUCUUGGCAGCUAGAAACGUUCCUGCCCACCAGUCUGUCACAGACGGCAUGCACCACGGGUUACCGCCACUGAGCAACUCCCUCAGGAGGAGCAUUUUUGCUUCACAACUCAGCCUGCCACAGCCACUGCAUCCACGGAGCCUGCAGGCAUCUGAACUGUUCCCCUGGAGGGCAUUUCUGGAGGAUGGGGGACCCUUUCCAGUUAUAAGCCACACCCCAGACACCCUUGAGUACAACAUGCAGCUGUGCUUCUGUGGGCUGAGUGACGGCGACCACAAGGUGGCUCAUGGGGAGCUGGUAGUCAUGCAGCUGCUCAUGGAAGAUGUACUUUCAAGUAGCCAUGAUGGAAUCACAGAGGAUUCUCCUGGACGGGAAACCUUACUGGACAAAAAUAGACAGCCGGCUGGGAUCGGAGCGCCUGGGCUCGGAAGUCAGCUCCGGAGCAGCCCCGGGGCCCGCGCCCCUCUGGAAGGCCGGCGCGACCCAGCGAGGGCCCUGGCUCUGCAGAGAUCGUUCCUGCUGCUGUGGAAGCAGCUGGAAGCGCUGAAGGAGCACUGGGGCCGCCUCAAGCUGCGCGCCCCGGACGCCGGCGCGGCCUCGCUGCACGAGCGGCUCUCCGAGCUCUACGCAGCCGACGUUCUCUACCCCAGCAUGAAAGCUCUAGCAAGGCAGAUGGGGAAGGAAGAUGAAUUUGAAGGAUUUGUAAUAAAUAGUCAAUCUGUUCUUCCCCCAAAAGGAGCUUCAGAAAUUGAAAUAAAAACUCAGCAGCUCCAGAAACUUCUGGAAAACAUUGAAAUUCAUAUGAUCCAGGAGGUAUUAAGAAAAGUCCAUAGAGAGAUGACACUGGUUUUAUCAGAAAAGUCCAAGGAGGAAAGUACUCUCCCAACAGACCUUUGGAAACAUCAAGUCAUGAAAGAAAACUUUUCGGUUCCUAGGCCACAAAUAGUUGAAAACUUUAUACAGAGAUUAAUGCAGAGUCAGCAGGAUAGUGGAUCAGAGGUCACUUUCAGGAAAGACCACCUGGAGGCCUGCCUGCUCUCCCUGGGGUGUGACGUGAUGGCCCGAGAGCGCAGCAACUUUGAGACCUACUCCAUGUGCUACGAGCACGUGCUGCAGCACACGAGGCAGAGGCUGCGCCAGAGGGAGCAGGAAUUAGCUGUGCUGCAAAGAAGUCCAGUUCCGCCAGAAGACCGCGCUGGUGAGGUUGCAGAGCUCAGUCAUGAUCUCAUCAUGGAACUCACUGGGCUGAGAGCUCAGCUCACGGAUUUGGAAGAGGAGAAUCUGAAUCUCAAAAAGCAGAUUAGAAAAGAAGUCCAAGAAGAAUAUGAAGCAUUAGUCCAAGCUUUGUUUAUGACCUGUUUGCACAUAAAAGAGAAGCUGGAUGAGAAUCAACUUAAUUUGAUCCAGAACGUGUGUGAGCUCAUCGACGAAGUCAGAACAGAAGGGACUGCCAGUAUGAAAGAGCUAAAGGAAAAAUGGGGUUCAGCCAGGCCUGACAAAGGACUGAAAGAAAACCCAGCCAAAGAGCAGCUGCAGGCCCUGGAGCAGGACAACCGCCGCCUGGCCGCCCUGCUGCGCGCAGUGAGGAGCCUGGGCCGCUGGAGACUGGCUGCGCAGCAGGCUCGCUUCCGGGGCCAGCUGAGCAGGGCGGAGCAGGAAUCUAUUCAAAGUAAAAAAGAAUGUCUGCGCAUCAAACUAAUGGCCGAACAAGAAGCGGGUCUGUUUCGUCAGCAGCUACUGGCCCUCAGGCAGGCCCUGGCCAGCGCUCAGGCUGACAACUCGAGGCUGCGGGAGCAGCAGGAGCAGCAGGCUCAGCUGCUGAAGGAGUCCGAACACAGGGCGACCCAGGAGGCCCUCACCCGGCGGCAGCUGGACGGCAUAAGGACAUGUAGCGUGGAGAAGCUCUUGGAGGACGUGCGGCUCAAGGAAGGGCAACUCCAGCUCCGGACUGAAGAGGCGGAGAGGGCCUCACAGCUGGGCCGGCUGCAGCGGAGGAAGCUAGAGAGAGAGCUCCACCAGCUGAGAAGCCGGCUUGCCCAGGAGCACAGCAUGAAGCUGGACGCCUUCCGGCGGGUGGAAGAGCUACAGAGUCAGCUCAGUCUCCCUGAGCAGCCAUCCGUCCCGAUGAGCUCCCCGCGUGGCCCCGUUUCCCUCAGUUCCCCUUCCACGUUAUCCAGAUACUCCCACCAGCACUUUUUAAAGAGCAAUGUGAUGAGCGGUAAAAUAACAGGAAGGAACCAGAGACCCGAGACCGUGCCUAUUAAAUACCGAAAGAGGACUGACAAAGUUUCCCUACCCAAGGUGGCAAAAAAUGUUCAACUUACAGCUUUUCAAGUCCAAACAGCUCCAUCCACAAUCCCAUUCAAGCUUGACUGGCCUCUAAGGAGCCUCACCAAAGAUCGGCCCUGCUGUGAAAUCUCCCUGCGGAUGGACUCCCUGGCACCUUCUCAGACGGAACUGCCCACUUGGCUCCUUACAGCAGUCUACGUUUCCCCUAACCUGCUUCUCCAAACGUCUCCGAAGUCCUCCUGCACACCAAACUGAAGGCUCAGCCAUCUCAUCUCAGGU
Molecule: messenger RNA, 3832 nt
Organism: Chinchilla lanigera (long-tailed chinchilla)
Lineage: Eukaryota; Metazoa; Chordata; Mammalia; Rodentia; Chinchillidae
Product: coiled-coil domain-containing protein 162-like
Exons: 27
Coding region: 509-3808 (1099 amino acids)
Source: RefSeq, a predicted model, not a curated record